Molecule: messenger RNA, 7105 nt
Organism: Stegastes partitus (bicolor damselfish)
Lineage: Eukaryota; Metazoa; Chordata; Actinopteri; Pomacentridae
Gene: suco
Product: SUN domain containing ossification factor
Exons: 24
Coding region: 219-4511 (1430 amino acids)
Biological process (GO): protein folding in endoplasmic reticulum; regulation of bone remodeling
Cellular component (GO): membrane; cytoplasm
Source: RefSeq, a predicted model, not a curated record
GGCUACUGAAGCUGAAAAAGAGGCGGACAGCUGGUCCGCACAAUGAGAAAUAGCACUCUUCAAGUGUAGGUUUUUAUCCUCAGAAAACAGUUCAGUUUUUAAAAUUAAUACAGGCGGGCACUCGGCCGACAUUACAGCCUGUCUUUCGGUGUAUUGUGUAGCCGCGAGAGAUCAGAUAAAACCCAAAGAGCGAGGAUGUUGGUCCCCGCGGGAAGAUAAUGAAGAGGCUGCGCGUUUUGUUGGUGUGCCUCAUUGUAGCUCUCCUGUGCUGGUACCCCAGUCAACAUGUGUAUUGUUCAGAGCAGAGCUUGUCUGGCCCAGGUCGGUCUGCCCAGGACAAAGACCCCGACAGCCACGAGCAGGAGCAGGACUCCACACAAAACAAGGUGGUGGAAGAAUGGGCGACACAUACAUCAUACGAUAUGGGAUUAGAGACAGAGAGAGCAGCGCUAGAGAAGCUAGCAGAACAGAACAUACACCAUGAACAGACUGUGAAUCCACAGGAACCCGAGGUGGAAGAGACGAGGUCAGACCCCGAGUCAGAUACUGUACCCGUUGCUCCUGAGCCAGAACCUACCCCAGAACCCCAGACUGACUUGGACCUGCAGACUCUCACCCAGGACCAUGACCAGGAAGCUCCAGUGUCCCCAUCUCCAGAACCAGUUCUAGCACAGGGCCAAGUGUCCACAGAUGCCCCAACCCUAGCAGAGACCUCCAGUGAUGCCCAUGCUGCAAAUCCAAGCCUGGACUCAAACCCAGCCACAUCCCCAGAUGAAGCUGAAAACUCACCUACCUCACAGAGUGCAGGCCCGACCCACACAGGUGCAGUGUGGGUUGCCAGUGCAGGAGAUGAACUCCCAGUAGACAGCUUUGUCUUUGCUGAGCACUCUGAUUCACAGUGCGGGGUCAUUCCCCCCGAACUGGCAACCUGUGAAAACUCCCCUUUUGGCAGCCCUCUCUUCAGUGUGGAUGAGGCUGUCAUAGAGGACCAGCGGUCAGACCAGAAGCACAGUUCUGGUCCAGAAGCAGAAGUUCAGUCCACUCCAGUCCUAGUGGACCAGGAACAACAACAACAACAACAACGGCGCCAGGAGUUGGAGGAUGGUUUGGAACAGGAGGGCAAUGCCUCCCACCCCCACCAAGAACAGCAGACUGGGGAGGCCAACGUUGUCAAUGAUCCCUCGGUGCCCAGCAAAGAGGACAUCCCCACUUUCGAUGAGUGGAAGAAGCAAGUCAUGAAGGUGGAGAAAGAGAAAAGUCAGUCUCUCCAUACCUCAACCACCGGCGUCCCCCAUCCAGUAAAGAAGGUCCAGAAAAACUUCAAGAAUAACUACGCUUCUGUGGAGUGUGGUGCCAAGAUACUCUCUGCCAACACCGAGGCCAAGAGCACUUCAGCUAUUCUCAUGGAGAAUAUGGACCUUUACAUGCUAAAUCCAUGCAGCAACAAAAUCUGGUUUGUGAUAGAGCUCUGUGAGCCCAUUCAAGUCAAGCAGCUGGAUAUCGCUAACUUUGAGCUCUUCUCGUCGACACCUAAAGACUUUCUAGUCUCUAUCAGUGACAGAUAUCCCACCAACAAGUGGGUAAAGCUGGGUACUUUCCACGCCCGUGAUGAGCGGAUAGUCCAGAGUUUCCCGCUGGAUGAACAGCUUUACGCUAAAUAUGUCAAGAUGUUCAUCAAGUACAUAAAGGUUGAACUCCUCUCUCACUUUGGAUCAGAACACUUCUGCCCCCUCAGUCUCAUCAGGGUGUUUGGUACCAGCAUGGUGGAGGAGUAUGAGGAGAUAGCAGAUUCCCAGUACCCCUCAGAGAGACUGGAGUACUUGGAUGAAGACUAUGACUAUCCUCCUGGCUACCAACCGUCAGAGGACAAGGCCUCUAAAAACCUGCUUGGUUCAGCAACCAAUGCCAUCCUAAACAUGGUAAACAACAUUGCUGCUAACGUGCUUGGUGGAAAGCCAGAGCUGGAGGGUGGAGCAGAAUCAGGAGGUAACACAACAGCAGAGGGGAAUGAAAAGACGGGGAACACAGACGCUAAAGCUAAACCAGCCGAAGCCCCACGUGACUCUGCAGUACUGGAGCCUGCAAAGCCAGAACAAGCUGCGACUGAGGAAGACUCAUCCGUCUCCGGCGACUCUUCCACAUCUUCCCCCUCAUCAUCUGACUCCGAUGAGGAUAGACAGAUUGUCACUCUGGUUGAGGAGGAGGAGGAAGAAGAGCCCAGACAGUCGACUGUCACUCUAAUGGAGGAGGAGGGAGAGGAGGAGGAAGAGAAGAGGGAGGAGGAAACCAGGAGGGAGGCAGACAGGAACCAGUGGGAGAGCCAGACAUACUGUCCUUUCUUCUCAUUCUCCUCCCUGUCUCUGUCCUGCAUGGCCACCCUGCCCGAGCUGCUCCAUCGCUGGUGCUCCGCCCGGCUGGCCAAGGAGAGACUGCGUAGCCUUAAGAGGAGGCACCUUAGCUCUCAAACACAGACUGAUCCUGCAGUUACCACCCCUGCCCUCACACACACUCCUCCACUGAUCUCUGCUCCUUCCCCAACACCUCAACAAGAAGCCCUUCCUUUCACAGAAAAAGCUCCAGAACCCGAGGUGUCUGUUAAGGGCCAAAAUGAGGGGAAGCCUGUCGGUGAGGUGCACACCACUGAUGCAGAUCUCAACAUUCACACACCUGAUGCACACACUCCAGAGCUCAACAUCCUCCUAGAGCCUAGUAGAACCGCCACCAUCCCCCCUCACAGUUUCUCAGACAUCCAAAGCUCCCUGACCCGACCUACCCCGACCCACGAGGAGAUGCUGUUACCUCCAGUUAAAGACGCAGCCCUGGACCCUCUCCCGACUCCCCCUCUCCAAGCUGGCUCUAUCCCAGAGACACAGCUGGCCAGCAGUGCCACCCCGACUCUUUCAAUCAGCACUCCCCAGCAACCUCUGUCGUCCGAGACGGCAUCUCCCGGUGUUGUGGUUCCCUCUCUUAAAGAGCAGCCUGUUCAGCCUCUUCCCACUGCAACAAGGCCUGAAGACCUCAUCCCCCCUCCCACUGAACUGCCAGCAGCUGUCCCACCGACUGACACUCAGACAGACACAGUUAAGUCAGGCACAGACAGCGGGGACUCGCAGAGACAAAGUGCUCAGGCUCCUCAGAUCCACGGGGAGCAGGGGGACGCUCUCUCUCAGACAGUAGAGCCUCAUCGGGUGGAAGACACAGUGGAAGAGUUCUUGUUAAGCACUAAUGGGAAUGGCAACAUCCACCGAACUGCUACAGACUUCUACGCAGAGCUGCAGAACGGUGGAGAUUAUAAUGGCGGAGCGGUAAACGGGAACAGCGUGUUACUGAAUGGAGGAGCUGUUCACGGCUCCAGCCAGAAGGAGAGUGUGUUCAUGAGGCUGAACAACAGGAUCAAAGCUCUGGAGAUGAACAUGAGCCUUUCCAGCAGAUACCUGGAAGAGCUCAGCCAGAGGUAUCGUAAACAGAUGGAAGAGAUGCAGAAAGCGUUCAAUAAGACCAUCAUCAAGCUGCAGAACACUUCCCGCAUCGCUGAGGAGCAGGACCAGAAACAGACUGAGUCCAUCCAGAUCCUGCAGAGCCAGUUGGAGAACGUCACGAAACUGAUGCUAAAUCUCACAGCAACAGUCAGCCAGCUGCAGAGAGAGGUAUCGGACCGUCAGAGCUACUUGGUGGUGUCUCUGGUUCUGUGUCUGUCUCUGGGGCUCCUGCUGUGUUUGCAGUGCUGCCGCAGCUCGUCUCCCAACCCCAGCACCAACACUGCUGCUCUUCCCAAGAGCAACCACUACCCCAGCCCCAAGAGAUGUUUCUCCUCCUAUGAUGAUAUGAGCCUAAAGCGCAGGGUGACCUGCCCGCUUGUUCGCUCCAAGUCAUUUCACCUGUCCUCAACAGAAGUAGGUCCAGAUGACUUGUACAUUGUAGAACCUCUAAGGUUUUCUCCAGAGAAAAAGAAAAAACGCUGCAAGACAAAGUCUUUGGACAAAGUUGAGACUCUGAAGGUGUUCGAUCCCUCUGCUCUCCUCGCAAAUGGGGAUCCCAAGUGCAACGGCUUCCACCCAUGUCUCCCGGCGCCUCCUCCCCCUCCCCUUCCCUUGCCUCCGCCUCCCCCUCCGCUACCCGCUUUGCUCCCUCCUCCUCUAUCCACAGAGGAGGCGCUAUCAUUGCCCACUUGCACAUCCAAGGAGGCCACCCCAGAAACCACCAGCUGCAGCUCAUCCACCCACUCCGAGGAGUCGUACACGAGCCGCCUCCCCCCUCCCUCCCCCAUAUUCCCCUCCGCCGGCAUGUGCAACGGCCACGGCCUCUCCUUCCCCCUCAGCCAGCCUCCCACUAAGUCCCGUCAGGAGAAACGCUCGAUGAAGCGUCGGAAGUCCCGACAGACGGAGCUGCAGUUCCCCCACAUGCCAGGCGGGAGCGUCGGCGCUCUGCCCAGCCUGCAGCAGCUUAUGAAGGGAAACAAGGAGAUGAGCGUUGGGACCAUCGGGGUGACAGCGGUCACCGGACAUGUCUGAAGACUCACACUUCACCUUAACAGCAGCUUUCUGUUCACAACCGUACACACACACACUAUAACGGUAGCAGACUCGAGUGAGGAGAAGAGGUCUGAUCACAUCCCAAAGAACCACAUUUCCCAUGAGCACCCAGGCGCACCGUGGAACUGAAGUGGCUCUGGCAGCAGUAGCUCGACAUCACCCAGUCCUCAUCCACUCCUGUCAAAGACCUGUUUACGGUUACGUGCCUUUAUAUCUGUUCUAGACCUUUUAAUUCUGAAAACAUGAAAUGUAGAGAAUUGUGCACAGAGAGACACUGUGGCGGGGAGCUAAGCAUCCGACAGAUCCAUCGACAUGUUUUUUCUACUGGAUAAGCACAUCGUCCCAUGACAGUUGAGCACCGGUGAAAUUAGUUUUUCCACUCUGAGCACAGUGAGGGGAGGUGCCGGCCUCAACUCGACGUUCCUUGGAUGAGUAACAGGCCGCUCUUUGGGAUGAAAUGUGAGAGAACUGCGGAGCAUGACAUACUACUUCUCUUAUCCUUGUUUCUUUCUGUCUUCUUUUGCCAUCGUUUAAUCUAAUCCAUCCUGUCUCAGUCCUGAAACGACUGCAGGUGUUUGUUUGGGACCAGAGUGUUUAAACUUUCAGUGAUUCUCCUCCUCUGUCUCUGUCAGCGUGUUCCCAACCAACCAUCAAGAGCUGAAUGAAGAAAAUCCUUUUGCAUGGCGUGAAAUGGUCUGAAUGUGUUAGCCCUGUCAGUUUAGUGCCCCAUUUAACCUCAUAAUACAAAUGCAGCAGCAGCAGUCUGUGGAUCCCACACAGUGAAUCAUUCUCCAGUUAUUCGGGCUGGGCCCAGAAAAAAAAAAAAAAAAACACUGCUCACGCACCAGGUGAAGAGAGAUGAUGCUGUCACGACGGAUUUUAUAACUGUGAUGAAGGUAAACAGGCCAGAGGCAAACUGUGUUUUAUUGUUUUCACGACGUGUUGUUAUUUCUUUCAUCCGCAACUGAGCCAUGUUCCUCCUUUAUCAUUGAGGGUUGUUUGAAUUAUCCUCACAACCAGUAUGUUGGAAACUUCUUUUUUUUUUUUUUUCUCCUUGUUGAGGGCACAAUAUACUGUCGGAACACAAACACACACCUCUACUGGGACCCUGCAGAUGAGUCAGACAGACCAGUUUUAUUUAUCUAUUUAUUUAUUUAAAUGACUAGAGAUUUUUUCUAACCUAGGCACUGGUUUGUCAGUCUUUCAAUCCUGCAGUGUCACAGUAGCUCAUCCCUGCAAGUAUGCUACACACAAAUGUUACUCUACGGUACAGACACACAGUCAUGGUGGAUGGCUCGACCACAUUAUUGCUCUUUGUCAUGUUUCACAUUUUUAUCUCAGGCUCUCACUUUAUAGCAGCUCUUUGUUGCGUUUGCCUCGGCCUGAAAUAUCAGACAAGAAUGAAUGCGUGUUUAUGAGGAUCGUCACACUGCUGCUUUUGUGUCUUGUCCAAGCUGCUGGGUAGUUGGAAGUAGUGCAAAGGGCUAAGCUGUUCAUUAUCGUCCCGCCUUCUCUUGUUUCAGCAUCUUCUCUAGAUUUUAAUUCGCCCUGUUUGUUCUCAUGACUGACCUACAAUAACAAUCAGUUUUAAAAGUUGCAGGCAGUUGCAGUUACGAAAGGAGGGUUAUUCUUUAUUGUGUGUGUGUGUGUGUUUUUAAAUGAUAAAAAAUCUAAAUGUACGUUUCUAUUUCUGACUGGCUCCGUGAGGUCGGUUUUGUGCACAUUCUUGGACAGAGACAGAACUUUGCUCUAGCGCCGCUGCUCUAACACAAGAGCUUCAUUACCUCUUCUGACCAGCUCCUAACAGCUCUCCUUUGCUCCACGAGCCUCCCACCCCCACCACUUGCACGACUUCCUCUCUUUAAAUAUGCCUGCUUUUAUGAAACCACUCUGGAAAUGCUUUCUCAUUCUCCACGUCUAGCGACCUUUCUGUGCGUCCUCACUCUCACCGUACACUCCCCUCGGUCUUUUAUUCACUUGUCAUUGCUCUACGGCUUCAUGUGUUUGCCCCACCUUGAAUUGAGAGCGGAGAGUAGGAAAUGAAUUGUUUUGCCGAAUAAAGGGAACGCAGGAAAGAGGAGUCUAAUUUGGAACACUAAAAAUGUGAUUGCGUAUGUUCCACAAGCCGAGCAGAUCCUGAGUGUUUUGUUUUUUUUUUACCCUUUUUUGAAUGUGUAUGACAUGUUCGUGAGUCUAAACCUGUACGCAUGUGAGAUUUACUGUGUCUCCUCUGUGUGUGUGCGUGUGUGUGUCUGUGUUAUGAGAAAGACUACUUUGAAUCUAUUUACAUCCAUAACACAGAAAAUGGGGAGAAAGCACUUCUGGGAGCUCAGUGUGCACUUUGUGUGACUCCUCAUGCCUUUUUGUUUUUCUACCUUAUAUGUCAAGUGCUAUCUUUUCUUCUUCUUCUUCUCUCUCCCUCUCACUCUCUCUCUCUCUUUCUCUUUUUCUGUCUGUGAGUACUCUGAAGAGCUGCACAGUAUUUUUGAGCAGGAGUGAGUUACUACAAAAACUGUAGUGCCAUUAGAAACUGUGAAUUCUUUCUAAAUAAAACCUUUUUUUGUCGUCUUUUG